AUGGACGCUUACGUGGCAGCAUUCCCAGCCACGGAUCAUGGCUAUCGUAUGCGAAUUGGCAACUCACAACACAAGAGCAGCGCAGUCUCGCACUAUGAGUGCUAUCAAUCAGGCUAUCCCUCUGGAAAACCAAGUCUCGUAGGAACAACCAAGUCAGCUCGUAUCGGGUAUCCGGAUGUCAAACCUCGCAAGAAGCCCAAGGACCCCAAGGAUCUCCCUAUACUAGCUCCAGGAGUCUCUCUUGAUGAUGAAGACUCUCUUGACGGAGUUCAUGACAACCACAAUACUCUCGAGAACGACUCAUCAACAUCAAUUCAACAAGCUUGUCCAGACAACUCAUACAAUCAUUUACACAUGGCCAAAUCACUCCUUGUCACUCCACCUCCACAGCCAAACUAUGCCAUCAAGACUGAGCUCAAGUCCCUUCAGAUGAUCGACACUACUAUCUCACAGCUCAGAGCAAAACUCUGCGCUAUCGCCUCAGAUAGACGUCAUGAUGUUCUAAUGAAAAUCCAGACAAUCAUCGGUAACGAACGCAUCAUUGCCGAUGAAGGAAAACUGCCGAUCUCAUUCUUACCCAAAGCACCUAAGGCGCCUGCUCCACGAAUCAGUCAACAAGGCCCAGAUCCACUCAGACUCAUCGCUAGACCUGGGCCUGCAGGAACAGCACUCAGUAAGAAAUCAAUUGUUGAUAGGCUGAUUGAAGAGUUCUGUGGUGCAUCGGAACUUACCACCUCCACCUUCAACUUCGAAGACCUCAUUCUCUCUCAGCCUACACUUGAGCCGCCACAACAAAUCGAUACGAAAAACCCGACCCUGACUGAUGUUCCAUCUUCGACGACUUCACUUGAUACGCAAAGCAAAGGCAAAACAGCGGAACCAAUUGAAUUACAACCAGUCAAUACCAAAACAAAUCCCUCGGCAGUAUUACCACACAAACCAGUAACUUUGACUUUGGCACCCUCACACCAAGUAGGUAUAACACCCAUCACCUUAACUCAAACUUCACCGUCUUCAAUCGCCAGUCGACCGGUCACUCGUAAACGUACCCGCGAGGCUGAUUUACUACAAAGGCCGACUCUGAUCAAUCCCAACCUGCCUGCCCUCCUGAAAAAGUACCAAAUUCACCAAUGGCUGGAACCGUUCGUGAUCAACGCCCGCGAAGUGAAAGGUGAUGGGCAUUGCGGCUUCCGAGCCAUAGCCAUUUCCAUUGGCGAGUCCCAGGAUGAAUGGCUUAGUGUACGCCAACGUAUGGCCGAUACAGUUACAAAUACGGUAGACGACCGCCCCUUACCUGAGAAUCGAGGUGCUGCCAUGGCUCGUCUUCUCACCAGCAAACCCAACGUCGUCAACGAGCAACAGCACUGGCUCGGCAUGCCAAGUUGGGGUGGCAUCAUAGCAAACACCUUCAACCGCCCGGUGUUGUACUACAAACCUGGCGCGUAUAGUCAAAUGGUCUUCCCGUACUCCACACCCUACAAUCUGAACCCUCCCAUUGUCCUUGCCUGGGCCAACCAACACUUUGUCUCUCUACUGCUCGAUUUCACACGACCCAACUUCCCAGCUCCACGCGUCUGCGCAACCUGGAGACGAUUUCAUAAAACCGAGGCCUCAUCCUGGCUCGACGCUUGGCAACAUUCGAUAGAAUCACACGCCCAAUAUAUGAAAAUUCUCUCAUUUUCUGAUCUGAGCAAUGUAUUAAGCAAUGUACAGUCGAGCAAUGCACUUUUUGCCAAACUCCUCUGCUUUCUUCGUGCUGCUGUAACAGUAAUCUGGAAACUUACUCAGCUUAACUUCAUAAAAUCGGGUAUUAAGCUUAUUGAGUUGACAUGUCAUGAAGCUACUGGAUUAUUGGUCUCCAGCGGAUUCACAAUAUACGUACCGUUUGGGAAUAUCAAUAUCCCAAUUGGGCAGGACAACAAACAAGCUGACACACCGUUUCCUCGUUCCAUCAUGACUUCGUGUCGUAUCAUCCGCGGGGUAAAUGAACGUAGUAGGCAACCCAAACCUUGUACGCCCCUGCAACAACAACUAGCGAAGCACCGCAAGCGUGAUUUGGAGCAUGCUGAGGCUUCAAACGCUGCCAUGCUCAGAAGGCUCAAACAGGAAAACCAACCACGACCGCUAUUAGAUGAUAUGGUCGCCGAAAAUAUACCUGCUGCCGACGAAGCUUUGGAUGAGCCAGGUGACGCUGAAGACAAUCUUGACCUGAAUCGAUUCUUGCCCGGUGAAGCCCAUGAGAACGUCGGUGGAGAUGCAGACGACCCGAUGUCAGCGGCCUUGCAAAGAGAAACGCACUUAGCAGAUCAACUGGCACACGAGAAGAAAUGGACUUGGCAGUACGCCAUCAUGUUACCCACCUUCCUUCGAACUAGGUUGAAAACGUCGAAUUGGGGAAACCCGCUCAAUUGGAAUGCCAACCUACGCCCCCCCUGCAACUGCACGAUGAAGACUGAACGAGAUGUUGACCUAGUUGACCUUCUAUGUGAGUUAGGUGGACUUGAUGCCCUGACUCAAACUGGUACGAAUAAUGGGUUACCUCGCUGCGUCCCCCUCGCAGCCGCGCACUGCGUUCUCGCUGCGUCUGAUGGUGCAUCACCACUCUCACAGAACCCAGCGCAUACGGCGGAGUACUUUCAGACACAGUGGGAUCGUCAGCGUGCAUUGCAGCUGAAAGCCAUCAGCGUCAAGUCAAAGGAGAAACGAGAACGCCUUGGCGUGUUGCUCACUCUAGAGGAGGAUCUUUUGGAAGCAAGGCAAGGGUUUUUGCAAAAGCUCACAGAUAUAAAUGCUGCUAAUGCCCCAAUUCGAACUGCCGAACAGCGUCACGAACUUUUGGAUCUACCAGCGUCGCUGGUUGCUCUUGAAACCAAAGUACAAGAAUUAGCGGAUGAACUCGGCAAUGCUGAAUUAUUGACAGCACGACAAGGUACAACGAAUAGGGUUAAGGCGAUUCUUAGUGUCCAGGUGGCGCUAGGGUUUUUGUAUGAGGCUGCAGUUGAUGCGAUUCAACAAAAGGCUGACGCAGCAAGGAAAACCGGCGGGGUGCGGUUGGCAGAGUGGAACUCAGUCCACUCUGGACUGGCUAAACGCACAUGUCGCCUAUGGGCGCUUUGGGAUAGGGGUUUGAUGGAGGUUGUGGAAUCUACCGCCGACUUCGUCAAAGGUAGGGCUGAAGAUGACAAUACGCUGCAUCAAGAGUGGGCAGAUGAGGAGGCAAAUGACAUUGGUAACAUGGAGUUAGAGGACGGCAUCGAUGGACAUGAAGAAAAAGUCGUCAAACAUCGAGAAUGUUCUUCAUAA
Melampsora larici-populina 98AG31 is the source of this 3303-nucleotide messenger RNA. RefSeq lists its product as uncharacterized. Lineage: Eukaryota; Fungi; Basidiomycota; Pucciniomycetes; Pucciniales; Melampsoraceae. Bases 1 to 3303 code for a protein of 1100 amino acids. The transcript has 14 exons. The record is from RefSeq and is a predicted model, not a curated record.